UGACUGGAAAAUUUGAUAUGCCAUAUAUAUUUAAGCAAGGUGAUAUAAUGAUAGGGGGGAUUUUUCCAGUCUUCAAUAAAGAGAUAAGCAAGAUCAAUACAUUUGAGGGGGAGCCUCUUAAAAUUAUGUGUGAAGGAUUUGACCUGCGUGCUUUUCGAUGGACCCAAGUGAUGAUAUUUGCAAUUGAUGAAAUCAACAAAAAUCCUGCUCUCCUUCCAAAUGUUUCUCUUGGUUAUAGAAUCCUUGACUCUUGUGCCUCUCCUACUAACACUGUUCGUGCUGCAUUGACACUGGGAGGUGAACCAGAGGGGAAGGAAAUGACAUCUCCUUGUCCCCCAGCUAUAUCUGCUCUAAUAGCUGAGUCAGGAUCAUCUCAGUCCUUAGCUGUGGCUGAAACUCUAGGACCAUUUCAACUGCCAAUAGUAAGUUAUUUUUCAACAUGUGCCUGUCUCAGUAACAGAGCUAAAUAUCCUACUUUUUUCCGAACAAUUCCCAGCGACUACUUUCAGGCAAAAGCUUUGGCUUCAUUAGUCAAACAUUUUGGCUGGGAGUGGAUUGGAGCCAUACAGUCUGACAAUGAUUAUGGAAGAAAUGGAAUUCUUGCAUUCACUGAGGAGGUUAAGACAUUAAAAAUUUGUAUUGCUUUUAUUGGUACAGUUCUCCGAACUUACCCUCUGGAUAAAAUUCGGAAAGUUGUAGAAAUGAUCAAGCAAUCUACUGUCAAAGUAAUUCUUGCUUUUGUUCCGGAGGGAGACUUUUACCCUUUGAUGAAGGAGAUAGUUAAACAGAAAAUCACUGGAAUUCAGUGGAUUGCUAGUGAAGCAUGGAUAACAGCUGCACGACCAUCCACACCAGAAAUGUACCAAGCUUUUGGUGGAGCUUUGGGGUUUGUUGUACAGAAGAUGGCUAUCCCAAAUCUACAUCCAUUUCUGAAAGAUAUUAACCCUUACAGAGAUCCAAGUAUGCCUUUUGUGAAGGAUUUUUGGGAGAUAAUGGUAGGUUGUCAACCCAUUUCACAUGGAAUGGACAUAAGUACAGGGAAAACAACUAAGAUAUGUACAGGCAAUGAGAAAUUGGAGAAGGAUUACACCCAUGACAUGUUCUUCAAUGUCACACAGCUUAGAGUUUCUUAUAAUGUGUAUAAAGCUGUUUAUGCUAUUGCACAUGCCCUUCACCAGCUGGUCUUCUGCCAACCAGCUGGAGGAAAAAACAUGAAUCCUUGCUUGAACCUGUCGGAAAUUCAUCCUAAAGAGGUAACAUAUCACUUACAAAGAGUAAACUUCAGAAACCAGUUUGGAGAUCAUGUGUUUUUUGAUGAGAAUGGCAAUCCUCCUGCCUCCUAUGAUAUCAUUAACUGGCAACUCAAAAACGGACAGGUCCAGCAUGUGACUGUGGGUCAUUUUGCAUCUGAUAAAAAUGGUGACUAUACACUAAGCGUGCAGGAAGAAAAGAUAGUUUGGAGGACAGGAAAAAAUGUUCCUCAAUCGCUGUGCUCUAAUGAAUGCCCAGAAGGGAAAAGGAAAGCUCAAAUCAAAGGGAAACCAAAGUGCUGUUUUGAUUGUAUUCCAUGUGCAGAUGGAACUAUAGCAAACUUAACAGGUGCAAUGGAAUGCACAGCCUGUCCAAAAGAAUACUGGUCCAAUGAGAAACACAGUGAGUGUAUUCCAAAAGCAGUUGAGUUCCUGACCUACCAUGAACCCAUGGGAGUAGCGCUUACAGUUGUAGCGUUACUAGGGGCCGUCCUGUCACUCCUCACAAUGACCAUUUUUAUCCACUACAGAGAAACUCCAGUAAUAAAGGCCAGCAACUCAGAGCUGAGUUGCUUCUUGUUGUUUUCUCUCUUUCUGUGUUUUCUUUGCCCUCUCACCUUCAUUGGUAGACCUACAGUCUGGACAUGCAUGCUGCGCCACACAGCUUUUGGUGUGACAUUUGCUCUUUCUAUUUCUUGUGUGUUAGGAAAAACUAUUGUGGUAGUAACUGCAUUCAAAAUCAAACACCCAAGCAACAAAGUUAUGGGACAGUUUAGUCCACUUCAACAAAGAAUUAUUGUUUGCUCUUGCACUUUGAUUCAGGUAAUUAUCUGUAUAUCGUGGUUAACUUUAAAUCCUCCUUUCCCUGACAAAAUUUUUACAUAUAGUAACAAAAAAAUUGUUUUACAAUGUAACACAGGGUCUGAGGUUGCAUUUUAUGCAGUACUCGGAUACAUAGGGAUCCUUGCAGUAAUAUGUUUAAUCCUUGCAUUUCAAGCAAGAAAAUUGCCUGAUAAUUUUAAUGAAGCCAAAUAUAUAACGUUCAGUAUGCUGAUAUUCUGUGCUGUCUGGAUCACUUUUAUCCCAGCAUAUGUCAGCUCUCCUGGAAAGUUUACAGUCGCUGUGGAGAUUUUUGCAAUUUUGUCAUCAGCAUAUGGUUUAUUGAUCAGCAUUUUUGCUAAAAAAUGUCACAUAAUCCUAAUGAAGCCAGAAAAGAACACAAAAAGGUAUGUUAUCGGAGUAAAUGCUAUAAAAAAAGCAUAAUCUGAAAAUAUUAGAUAUUAUUCACUCUGUCUACACAGUUUCAGUAUAUGAGUAAGAUAUUC
Molecule: messenger RNA, 2575 nt
Organism: Cyprinodon tularosa
Lineage: Eukaryota; Metazoa; Chordata; Actinopteri; Cyprinodontiformes; Cyprinodontidae
Product: extracellular calcium-sensing receptor-like
Exons: 6
Coding region: 18-2513 (831 amino acids)
Biological process (GO): G protein-coupled receptor signaling pathway
Cellular component (GO): membrane
Molecular function (GO): G protein-coupled receptor activity
Source: RefSeq, a predicted model, not a curated record